Molecule: messenger RNA, 1412 nt
Organism: Neltuma alba
Lineage: Eukaryota; Viridiplantae; Streptophyta; Magnoliopsida; Fabales; Fabaceae
Product: zinc finger CCHC domain-containing protein 10
Exons: 2
Coding region: 337-1119 (260 amino acids)
Source: RefSeq, a predicted model, not a curated record
GGGGGGAAAGGGCCUAAUUGAAGGUUUCAAGGCAGAUGGGAAGCUGCUUUCGGCUGUGACCAAACGAAACAGCUGAUUUUUGUGCAUUUGCUAGCCCUACGGUGCCAUAGUCAUCCAGAUCCUCUUCUCCGGUGUAAUUCGGCUUCACUUGGAGGACUUUUUGGGCAUUUCUCGCAGCAACCGACUUCGAAACAACAAGGGAUCUUGAAGCGUCUGCAUAUAUAAUCUCUUGCUUCGUGGAUCUUUGUAUUUUCGCAUUUUUUGUCCCAUCAUCUACGCCGUUUGCAGUGAACUUUGAUACAGUUGUCCUUUGUGAUACACAUAAGGGCAUAGAAGAUGUCGAGUAAGAAGGAAGAGAAAGCUCAGGCUGCAGCUGAAAGAAUCAAGGCUGCGGCCUUGAGUGCUGCUAAGGGUCUUAGUCGUGCUCAGGCUGAACGUGCUGCAGCUGCAGCAGCCAGGAAUGUGAACGCUUAUGGUCAAAAGGAAGAAGGACCUAGCAGAUGGCAGGAGAAAAGAGAAGCAAAGAGGCAAAUGUAUUUGAUGAGUACUGAGAAAGCUGUUAAAUUGGGUGAAAGAAAAGACCUUAAAUCCACCAUGUCAACCGUUGGUAGUACAGCACAAUGCCAAAAGUGUUUCCAAAGUGGUCACUGGACAUAUGAAUGUAAGAAUGAGCGGGUUUACAUCUCACGACCAUCAAGGACGCAGCAGCUCAAAAAUCCUAAAUUGAGGGUGAAUGUUUCUGUGACCUAUGAUUUGGAUGAUAAUCCUGUUAAUAAGGAGGAAAAGAUUGGAAAGAGUUCUACUUCCAAGAAAAGCAAAAGAAAGCAUCGGUCAGACUCUGAUUCUGAUAGUGGUAGUGAGGAUUCAGUUUUUGAGACUGAUAGUGAGUCAUCAUCAGUUACAGGGUCAGAUUAUACUUCAGAAAGUAGUUCUGGUUAUAGCUCAUCAUCUGAUUCAGAGGAAGAAAGGAGGCGAAGGAGGAAGAAGAAGCUGCAGAAGAGGGGAAGGAGAAGAAGGUACAGCACAUCAUCUGAAUCUUCUGAUUCUGAGUCAGAUUCUGAUUCAGAUUCUGGUGAUAGAAGGAGCAGGAGAAAGCGCAGACAUGGUAGAAGGCGCUGAAGAUGUUUGAGAAUAUGAGCAUGUGGAAUAGCCCUGGUGAUAAUCUGGAUCAUGAUGCCUCCUGGAUUAUAUUCACUUCUCUCCCAAAACUAAAAUAAUCUGCUUGUGGUGGUUUGGGUAAAUACGUACGCUGAUUUUCUAUUCUGGCUUGUUUUAGGAUCUUAAAUCAUGUUAUCUUGAAGUUGACCAGAAGUUAGAUUUUAGCUUUCCUGUUGAUUAAUUUUUGUUGCUUUCUGCCUUGUGAUUGUAAGAUCCUUAAAAGAUUUUAAGAAGCUAGAUUUGAUUUUUCUCAA